Molecule: messenger RNA, 1401 nt
Organism: Sphenostylis stenocarpa
Lineage: Eukaryota; Viridiplantae; Streptophyta; Magnoliopsida; Fabales; Fabaceae
Source: the annotation of a GenBank genome assembly
AUGGAGAAAGCAACACAUAUUGCAGUUAUUCCUGGUUUAGGCUUCACCCAUUUAGUUCCCAUUCUUCAUUUCUCCAAACGACUUGUUGAGCUCCAUCCACAUGUUCAUGUCACCUGCAUCGUUCCCUCACUUGGGUCACUCCCAAGUGCCUCAAAAGCCAUCCUUGAAACCCUUCCACCAAACAUCAACCCCAUUUUGCUUCCACCAGUGAACCUCAGUGACCUACCACAAGGGAUUCGGCCAACAAUCCAAAUUCAUCUUGCAAUGACUCACUCUAUGCAAUCUAUUCAUGACACUCUAAAAUGCAUCACUUCAAAGAUACCCCUCGUGGCCAUGGUGAUUGAUUCUUUUGCCUAUGAAGCCCAAGACUUUGCUCAAGAGUUCAACAUGUUAUCCUAUGUUUACUUCCCUUGCGCAGUCACCACACUCGCCACGUACUUCUACAUGCCCAAGUUGGAUGAGGAAACAUCAUGUGAGUACCCAGAUCUGACACAUCCUAUCCAAAUACCAGGUUGUCUUCCAUUUCAUGGUCGGGAUCUAUGUACGCUAGCACGAGAUAGGAGUAGUCUCGGUUACGAAUUCUUUCUCCAACGUGUUAAACGCAUGCCUCGUGUUGAUGGGGUCUUAGUUAAUAGCUUUUUGGAAAUGGAAAUAGGUCCUAUAAGAGCAUUGGAAGAUGAGGGUACGGGGUAUCCUCCUGUGUAUCCUGUUGGACCAAUUGUUCAAACUGGGACGGCUUGUACAAUUGGGUUGGAGUCUCUAACAUGGUUGGACAACCAGCAAGUUGGCUCAGUUUUGUAUGUUUGUUUUGGUAGUGGUGGAACACUCUCACAAGAGCAAAUCAUUGAACUGGCUUAUGGUUUGGAAUUGAGUAACCACAAGUUCUUGUGGGUUGUGAGAGCACCAAGUGAUGAGGCCAAUUCUGCUUAUCUUGGUGAACAAAAUCACGUUGACCCUUUAGAGUUCUUGCCAAGUGGGUUUUUGGAGAGAACCAAAGAGCAAGGUAUGGUUCUUCCUUCAUGGGCACCCCAGACUCAAAUCCUUAGCCACAGUUCAGUUGGUGGGUUCUUGACUCACUGUGGCUGGAACUCAACCCUUGAGAGUGUGCUAAAUGGUGUGCCUCUCAUCACAUGGCCACUGUUUGCAGAGCAAAUGAUGAAUGCUGUUGUGCUAAGUGAGGGUUUAAAAGUUGGAGUGAGGCCAAGAGUCAAUGAAAAUGGGUUGGUGGAUCGGGUAGAAACUGUUGAGGUCAUAAAGCGUUUGAUGGAAGGGAAAGAAGGAGGUGAAAUGCGCAGAAGAAUGAAGGACUUAAAAGAAGCUGCAACUAGUGCUCUCAAACCAGAUGGGUCUUCUACAAAGACUCUUUCUCAAGUGGCAUUCAAGUGGAAAAAUUUGGCUUGA